CCUGAACACGUGCGUUCCGGUCUUUGCGUUCCACACACAGGAAGUGAGUUUUCAUCGGUUGCUGCAGCCUCCCAGUGUCCGUCGAGAUCAGACAUUCCAGCAGUGAGGAACCAGAGUCUUUGUUACACAUCACAUGUUCUGUAUUCUCAUCCAUCACUAAGCAUGGACACGGACAGGAGUCACAGGACUGAGAGGAUAAUAAAUAUCACCCUGGAGAUCAUCUGCCUGCUGACUGGAGAGGGUUACACAGUAGUGAAGAAGACAUCCAGUGAGUGUGAGGCACCCAUCAGCCAUUCCCGUGUGUCAGGAGGACUGAGCAGGACCCAGAGCCCCAUCACGGUGCCUCCACCUCACUCGCUUAUACGUGAGAGGCACAAUGACCAGAUGAUCCUGGAACUCACCAACAAGAUCAUUCAGCUGCUGACUGGAGAGGAGGAGGAAUAUAUAGAGGAACACAGGGGUCUGUACAAGGACGUGAUGAUGGAAAAUCACCGGCCCCUCACAUCACUGGAUGGACCCAGUAACAGAGAUACCCCAGAGAGAUGUCCCCGUCCUCUGUAUUCCCAGGAUUGUACAGAGGAGAAUCACAGGAUCCCACAGGAGGAUCAGGUAGAACGUCUGUCUGAUAUUAAAACAGAAGAUACAGAGGGAGAAGAAGAGACGUAUGUGACUGAUAUGAAGGCAGAAGAUAUAGAGGGAGUAGAAGAGACUUAUGUGACUGAUAUGAAGGCAGAAGAUAUAGAGGGAGAUGAAGAGACGUAUGUGACUGAUAUGGAGGCAGAAGAUACAGAGGGAGAAGAUGAGACAUAUGUGACUGAUAUGAAGACAGAAGAUAUAGAGGGAGAAGAAGAGACGUAUGUGACUGAUAGGGAGGCAGAAGAUAAAAAUGGAGAAGAAGAGACGUAUGUGACUGAUAUGAAGGCAGAAGAUAUAGAGGGCGAAGAAGAGACGUAUGUGACUGAUAUGAAGGGAGAAGAUGAGACGUAUGUGACUGAUAUGAAGGCAGUAGAUAUAGAGGGAGAAGAAGAGACGUAUAUGAGGUGUCAUCAGCAGUGUAAGGAGGAGGAAAUCCCUACAGAUAUCAGCAAAGAUGGACACACAAGCAGGAACAUCUCAGAAGGACAUCUAAUGUUAUCCCCGGAUUGUGAAAAAAAAGAUAAUGACAGUAGACCGGAUUCUCCAGGAGAUGAUCCUAUUACCUCAAUUAUACAUCCAGCUCUAUCAUCUGGUCCCUCUGAUCCUGGGAAAUGUUCUCCUGAUCACUCUGAUAUUGGUGCAUCUGUUACAGCUCUGAUAGUAGAUACAGUGUUUUCCUGUUCUAUAGAUGCCAAAUGUUUUACACAGAACACAAACCUUAUUACCCAUCAAUCAGCUAAGGCAGGUGAGAGACUAUUACCAUGUUCUGAGUGUGGUAAGUGUUUUCCAUACAAAUCAGAUAUUGUUAAACAUCAGGGAAGUCACACAGGUGAGAAGCCAUUUUCUUGCUCUGAGUGUGGGAAAUGUUUUACCCUGAAAUCAAAUCUUGUUAGACAUCAGAGAAGUCACACAGGUGAGAAUCCAUUUACAUGUUCUGAGUGUGGGAAAAGUUUUCCAUACAUAUCAGAUCUUGUUAAUCAUCAGAAAUGUCACACAGGUGAGAAGCCAUUUUCUUGCUCUGAGUGUGGGAAAUGUUUUACAUACAAAUCAGCUCUUGUUAGACAUCAGAGAAGACACACAGGUGAGAAGCCAAUGAUAUGUUCUGAGUGUGGGAAAUGUUUUGCAUCCAAAACAGCUCUUGUUAGACAUCAGAGAAGUCACACAGGUGAGAAUCCAUUUUCUUGCUCUGAGUGUGGAAAAUGUUUUACACGGAAAUCAGGUCUUGUUACACAUCAACGAAGUCACACAGGUGAGAAGCCAUUUUCCUGUUCUGAAUGUGGGAAAUGUUUUAUAAGUAAAUUAUAUCUUGUUAGACAUCAGAUAAUUCACAUAGGUGAGAAUCCAUUUUCUUGCUCUGAGUGCGGGAAAUGUUUUACCCUGAAACAUAAUCUUGUUAUACAUCAGAGAAGUCACACAGGUGAGAAUCCAUUUUCUUGCUCUGAGUGCGGGAAAUGUUUUACCCUGAAAUAUAAUCUUGUUAUACAUCAGAGAAGUCACACAGGUGAGAAGCCAUUUUCUUGCUCUGAGUGUGGAAAAUGUUUUACACGGAAAUCAGGUCUUGUUACACAUCAACGAAGUCACACAGGUGAGAAGCCAUUUUCCUGUUCUGAAUGUGGAAAAUGUUUUAUAAGUAAAUUAUAUCUUGUUAGACAUCAGAUAAUUCACAUAGGUGAGAAUCCAUUUUCUUGCUCUGAGUGUGGGAAAUGUUUUACCCUGAAUUCAAAUCUUGUUACACAUCAGAGAAGUCACACAGGUGAGAGGCCAUUUUCCUGUUCUGAAUGUGGGAAAUGUUUUAUUAAUAAAUUACAUCUUGUUAGACAUCAGAGAAGUCACACAUGUGAGAAGCCAUUUCCAUGUUCUGAGUGUGGGAAAUGUUUUACCCAGAAAUCACAACUUGUUACACAUCAGAGAAGUCACACAGGUGAGAGGCCAUUUCCAUGUUCUGAGAAAUAAAUCCGCUCUUGUCGCACACAAUAGACAGAACCAUUCUUUUCUUCUGGAGUAUACUUAUCAUUGCCAUGUAACGUUCUUCAAGGUUCUUAUCCUAUCUCCCAUACUUUUUGCAAUACACGUGCUACCACUGGGUGAAACAGACGUCAUGUCCUCGUUUACCACUGCUAUGCCGAUGACCGGUCUUUUGUUCUGGGUACUGAGAACCCAAUACCAAUCCUAAAUGUCUAGCUGAGCUCCAGGUGUGGGUAACGCCAGUUGGCUUUGACUCCGUCCUAGUGAAACAGUUCCAUGUGAUAGAAGCUCACGACAAAGGGCAGGGCUACAGCUCAGCUUUGCUUACCAACCAGACUUACACUUGUGGGUUCAGAGUUACAAAAUGCUGAUCAUGUUCGGAAUCUUGGUGUCUUGGAUGGUGGAGUGACACUUAGACAUCAGGUAUCAGCCACAAUCAGAUCCUCAUCUGAGGAACAUAGCCAGACUCCAGAACUUAUUACCCUCAGAAGACCUACAGUCAUGCAUGCAUUUGUAUCAUCACACAUAGAACACUGUAAUGCCCUCUACCUGGGUCUCCCAGCAAAAGAUCAUCAAGUGGGGAGGCGGCAGUCAGCAUGCUAGGAAAAGGAUUGCAAACGCUGCUAAUUAGCAGCCUCCUAUUACAGAAUCUUACGGACUCUCCGAGCCCUACAUGACCAGGGUCCAUGGUACCAGAAGCAGCUUCUGACUCCUUACUGCCCUGGUUACAUCAAUCUGUUGAUGAAGGACUGUUAGCAGUACCAUAAAUGCCCAAGCAGUGCUUGGAUGUCGGGGAAACAGGGUGGGUGGCAGUAGUGCAGUAGCGGGGCUGCUGGAGGCAGUGUGUAAGUGGGUAAUAUUGUCCCCAAUCAGCUCUGAGGUGGCAGACAGGGCGAGUGACAGUAGUGGGGGCUGCUGGAGGCAGUGUGUAAGUGGGUAAUAUUGUCCCCAAUCAGCGCUGAGGUGGCAGACAGGACGAGUGGCAGUAGUGGGGGCUGCUGGAGGCAGUGUGUAAGUGGGUAAUAUUGUCCCCAAUCAGUGCUGAGGGCAGACAGGACGAGUGGCAGUAGUGGGGGCUGCUGGAGGCAGUGUGUAAGUGGGUAAUAUUGUCCCCAAUCAGCUCUGAGGUGGCAGACAGGGCGAGUGACAGUA
This is a messenger RNA of Pseudophryne corroboree (corroboree frog), 3753 nucleotides long. Its product is annotated as oocyte zinc finger protein XlCOF6-like. The record is from RefSeq and is a predicted model, not a curated record. The coding region runs from base 163 to 2589 and encodes 808 amino acids. Gene Ontology annotation, biological process: regulation of DNA-templated transcription. The transcript has 7 exons. Gene Ontology annotation, molecular function: RNA polymerase II cis-regulatory region sequence-specific DNA binding; DNA-binding transcription factor activity, RNA polymerase II-specific. NCBI's taxonomy places the organism in Eukaryota, Metazoa, Chordata, Amphibia, Anura, Myobatrachidae.